Messenger RNA from Planococcus citri (citrus mealybug), 2421 nucleotides. RefSeq names its product nufip (gene Nufip). Bases 186 to 2276 code for a protein of 696 amino acids. The record is from RefSeq and is a predicted model, not a curated record. Gene Ontology annotation, biological process: box C/D snoRNP assembly. Lineage: Eukaryota; Metazoa; Arthropoda; Insecta; Hemiptera; Pseudococcidae. Gene Ontology annotation, cellular component: nucleus. The transcript is spliced from 6 exons.
UUUGAUUUUAUCACUUUUCACACUUUUCAAGUUUUCAGUUUUCAAUUUUUAAUUUUCUUGAAAUUUUUGAUGAUAGUUCGUGAAAAGUGUUGAUCUUUCAUCAAAAAUAGGUUCAGUAUUCUGUUUAAAAUUGCAACCAUGUAUCGCUUUUCAUAGUUAUAUGAACUUGAACAAUUUUCGUGAAAAUGUAUUCAUCCGGAGCAGUAAAUUUCCCCAUCUCUAUUCCACCACCGAAUUACUGUGCUCCUGCACCUUUAGUACAAGGUAAUAUCCCAUUUCAGCAAUUUGCACCUCCAUUUUAUCCUCCUGCCGCUCCUGCUUACAAUUAUUACCAGAAUACUGCGCCUUACAAUGGCUCGAACCCAGGCGGAAAUAAUCCACCUUUCAUUUCCAAUUACAAUUCAACAACGCAAAUGCCUUUAUUUUCUCAACCGCCUCCUGGAUACUCUCCUAAUGGCAAUCAUAUGGGUCCGAGCCCAAUUCAUAUGGCGAACGUAUGUUCACCGUCUUUUAAUGGAUUUCGAGCGCCGAAUCAAUUCACCAGACCUCCUCCGGCGAUUCCAAUGAGAAAUGAUGUGCAGAAAAAUACUCCAAAUCGUUUCACCAAUAAUUAUGGAAAUAAUCGUCGAGUUUUUGAUGCUAAAAAUUCGCCUUAUUUUUGUGAAGCGUGUGAUAAAGGAUUUGGAUCGAUGGCCAAAUUCACGCAGCAUAAAGCUGAACACGUUACAUGCGGACAAGAAGGAUGUACGUUUUCUGCACAUUCGAAAAUCGUGGAAAAACAUUUCCAAAUGCAACAUCGCAGCGGACUUUUCAAGCGAAUUGUUAAAGGAAACACUCCGGAAGAAAUCCAGAAGUGGAUUAACGAGCGAAAAAGGCAUUUUCCAACUAAAGAAAAAAUAGAAGUGAAAAACGCUCAACGCGAAGAAAUGGCGAAACGAGGUGAACGAUAUGCCGAACAAAAGCGAAAAUUUAAUGAACGAAAUCCGAAUUUUAAACCCGGUUCUAAUGGUCGCUAUGAUAGAAAUGCUCAGCACAGGAAUAACCAAUUUAAAUUUGGAAGGUUUGGUCAACGAAAGAAUUCAUUCAGAAAUAGAAAUGAUAACAGACAUCGCCCGGAGAACAAAAGAAAAGAUCUUACGUUAAACGGAGAUGAAGAUUGCUUUUUACGAAACCUUCCGCCUUUCAAAGGAACUGUUUAUUACCAAAAUAUGGAGAAUAAUUCGUCAAUUGAACCUGAGGAACACAUUAUAACGGACGAUGAUGAUAUUUCCAUCUUAUCUGGAGACGAUGACGUUACAAUCAUUGAUUACAAUAGCGCAGUAGUCAACGAAAAAGUCAUUUACGAGAUUGAAAAAUCUAGCGAAACUUCGAACGUUCAAGGUGAUUCAGAAAAAGACUGUUUGGAUAAGUAUUUUGUAAACUGUGAAACUGUGGAUGAAAACGGUAAAGAACCCAAUAAUUGUGAUGGAGCGGAUAUUAACGAUUCAACAACUGAGACCCCGAAACUGCCGAAUGAUCCUCCGGUGAGCCAAUCAGAUGAAGUGAAACAGUCCAUUCACGACACUACAGUUUCAAAAUCUGUCGGUUCUUUAGCCUUGAUUCAGUGUUACGAUUCGGAUUGUAGUGAAAACGAAGAUAACUCCACUGAGCAAAAUGACUGCGAAGUAAAUUCGUCACCGUUGAGUAAAAUCGUUUCAAAAUCAAAUCAUUUAUCUGAAAAUUGUAAUCUUGUCGAACGUUCAUCGAAAUGUAUUCCUGUUGAAGAAAAUGGUACAAGAAACGACUCAUCAUCGUUGAAGAAAAUGGAAACGAAGAAAACGAAUGAUUCAAGUGAUGAUAGUGAACCUGAUGAAUGUUCGUCAAAACCGGUUCCUUCUGAAGCUGAUACUCGACAUAAUUCAUCACCGGUGAAAACAGUGAAUUCUGAAGAAAAUAACCACACCGAACCGGCUGCGAGUUCUUCAGAAUGUGCUAUCGUCACAGAAGGUGAUAUUUCAUCAAGUAAAGAUGAUGAAACGAAAGGCUGUGAAAGCAAAAGACGUAAACGUAAAAGACGAAGGGACAGUAAAGGUGGAAUUGAAGGCGAAGAAGAAACCGAUAAAAAAACAGAAGAGAAGUUACCUCCGUUGCGUAUUCGCAAGCGAUAUAAACCUCCUACAUUGCUCGAAAAAUUGCUUUCGAGUGAAAUAAAACACGAACGAAAUGUCAUUUUACAAUGUAUAAGACAUGUUGUGAAUAAUAACUAUUUCAACGUUGGAGAAUCUAACUCGUCGUAAUUUUUAUGUAUUGUUUUUUCGUUCAUUUUAUUUUGUUUUCUGUGUCGUUAUUUGUUUGCUUAGGAUUAGGUAUUUCUUUUUUACAUUAAUUUUUGUUAUCAUCGUGUAAACAAUUUUCAAUAAUCUGAAGACGUUCAAAGAUUUA